AUGGCGCCAAGGCCCGCAGGUCUCCCACGCCGACAGACAAACGGAGGAGUGAAGAACAACGCGCGCGCCAAUCUCCGACUCCGAAGAGCUCGAGAUGGAGGCGGCGGCGGCGGAAGGGGAAGGGGCUGGGAAAGAAACUGCCGCAGCUGGUGGAGGCCAGAAGCAGUCGGCGAAGGGGCGGGCACAGCAGAGAGCCGUGGGGCUUUAAUGACCUUGGCCGCUUAUUACUUUUGCUUUCAGAUUACAGUGCUGGGCACUCCUGCCGAGGAAGAUGGAGGAGGCAAAAUAGACUUGAUUAAAGCUGGAGCUUUUGAUGAUCUAGAUGUUGUUUUCAUGGCUCACCCCUCCCAAGAAGAUGCAGCUUAUCUGCCUGAUGUAGCAGAACAUGAUGUGACUGUGAAAUACUAUGGAAAAGCUUCUCAUGCUGCUGCUUACCCUUGGGAAGGAGUAAAUGCAUUAGAUGCUGCUGUUCUUGCAUACAACAAUCUGUCACUUUUAAGACAGCAAAUGAAACCAACCUGGAGAGUUCAUGGUAUAAUAAAGAAUGGAGGUGUGAAACCUAAUAUCAUCCCUUCUUAUGCUGAAUUAGAAUUUUACUUGCGCGCCCCUUCGUUAAGAGAACUCUCAGUCCUGACAGAAAAAGCAGAGAACUGUUUUAAAGCUGCUGCUCUGGCCACAGGAUGUGAAGUGGAACUACAAGGUGGAGCAAAUGAUUAUUACAAUGUGCUUCCUAACAAGAGUCUGGAAAAAGCUUACAUAGACAAUGGGAAGAAGCUUGGCAUGGAGUUCAUCUUGGAUGAUAACUUGAAUGGGCUGUCAGGUUCUACUGAUUUUGGAAAUGUUACCUUUGUGAUUCCUGGGAUUCAUCCCUAUUUUUACAUUGGGUCAAAUGCACUGAACCAUACUGAGCAGUACACAGCUGCUGCAGGGUCAGAAGAAGCACAGUUCUAUGCCUUGCGGACAGCUAAAGCUUUGGCGAUGACUGCGUUGGAUGUUAUUUUCAAACCAGAUCUGUUGGAAAAGGUUAGAGAAGAUUUCAGAAUAGUAAAGCUGAAUGAGGAAGAUCACUUCAAUGCACCUGAACAUGGAAAAGGGUCUCUUCUUGGUAUUGGAGCUGCAUGUGCCUCACGCUGAAGAACAGCACUUUGCAAGUUUAAACCCAAUAGAAUAUCCUGAAUUGUUCUACUUGAAUUCUAGGGAAUGUUUAAUAGCUGAAGAGAUGCUGACGUUUUAAGUGGCGCAACUAAAUGACCUCAGUGUACUUCGAAAAUAUCUGUGGUCUAGUGUCAUGUAACUGUCUGAAUUUGGCAGACAAAAUUACAUGAUGAUUUCUCUGCAGUGAAUGAAAAUGUGCUGAAUAUCUUAGCUUUGCAGAUUUUUGCAAGAUAUCUUUUGAAUUGCUAGUACAAUUGCUGAAAAGUUGAGUUACUCAUAGUAAAUGUUGCCUUAUCAAGGAACUAUGAAAGAUGUUGCAUGUUCAGCUUACUAUAUACAAAACAACCAAAUGCAAACAAUCAGGAAUAACUAGUGUACUGGAUACAUCUUUGAGUGUUUAACACAGGUUUUUUAAAGAUAACAAUGCCAAAGGCUGGGUUGCUGUUACUCAAGAUGUGUUCAGGUCAGAAAUUUGUUUUUGCUUCCAGAUAGUCACACUAUUUGAGACUGAGAGCUCAACAUUUGAAAAUACAUUUUACUACUUGGUCAUUUGACUGUUUUUUCUGAAAGGCUAUAUUGUAAUCACUUGAUAUUUCACUUGUAAUGGGGCACUACUGUUCUGUCCAAUCUGUACUUUCUAAGUCACGUAUAUCCCAUAGUAGUUGCGCAUAGAGGAAUUAGGUUUCUUGAUUCUAAUGAACUACAAGUAUAAUCUCACAGAUCUUUCCCAUCUUUUUCCAGCAGCACCCUUUUGAUUGCAAUAACUUGAUGGGUGGGAGGGAAGAGCCUUGUAGGCAAAAUACCACAGGAGGCUGCAGAAGGACAAGAAAUUUGGUUGAAACUGGCCCCAACUCAUUUUCACCAGUGGCCCUUCCAACAGGUGGAAGAGCUCCAGUGCAGAAGAUGAUAGUGGACUGAUUUCAUCAGAUUCUUUUCCUCCAUAGUGGCCCUUGUGCCACGUGGUGUUUUGUCUUCAAAGCUCUCCCAGCACCCAUCAUCAGCUUUUAAUGGGCUGUAGGGGAGGGUACGCACCACUUCUGGUUGUGGGAUCCAAUCCAACAGCUUGGUUCCAGCAGAGCAUUUUCAUGAGUGGAAGGAUUUCUGACCACAGCACACAUCUCACUCACCUCCUGUUGCAACCCAAAAUGCUGUUUAGGCAAAAAAAGUUAUCCUCCAUAGACAGAAAUCUUUCCAUGCACAGAAACACUCCUUUGAAUCCAAUCCUACAUGUAUAAAACAGGGUAGCCAGUGGAACCCAGUUCCUAACAAAAUGCGAGUGCUUGCUUACCUCAGAAUUCAUUACGUAUUAAAUGUAGGUGGUUGUGUGUGACAGUUAAAGAUGAAUAUUUUGUACUUACAGGAUCAGAAAAGCACUCUGGUAAGCUCAUGGCUGAAAACACUUUACUGUAUAGUCUUGUCAUGCACUAGUAGAUCUGUAUAUGGAAAAAUAAUUCAUUUCCUUAAUUUAGAUGCAAUACAAACUAGAUUGUUAAAUGAUGAAGAGCUGUAUAUUGGUGUUAUACAGGUAAAAGUAUCCUUAUGACCACAUAGAAGGGGGAGGGUUGUAGAAUUUUCCACUUUUCUUUUCUUAGUGCACAAGGGAGAGAAGUUUUAGGUAUGCUACCUGGAAUAGCUACAAAUGUCAGUCUCCAGUAUAUUUCGCCCUCUAAUUUUGUUUCAUAUUUAUAUUCAUUUUUUAAAAUGGAAUUACCUAUAAUUUUUGUCAGUUUGGCCUCACUGUGACGCUACCAGCAGCGCUUUUUGCAUCUAGCAGACAUCUGAAGGAAAGCUUCUGAAAAAAAGCUACAACAAUCAGCUAAUUUAGACAGUACCAGCUUCCUCACCUUUCCCCAAACAAAUGUCUCUAUCUCUUCAAGAAGCAGCAGCAAGUUUUGGGCCUCAGCUGUUGAACUGUAAUGGGGUAGACAGCUGGAUAAAAAAGCUGUGUUAGACUCCAUGGAAGACACAGUAGGACCUGCUACACCUGAGCUUGUGCUCAAACAGCUUCUGGGCCAGAAGUGAACAGCCUUUGCAGUUUGCAAGUAGCCAGCCUAGUGGCUGCACCUGUCAGUAAUCCUUGUUAGGUGUUCCUCUUUCACUCAAAUGUUGUCCUUUUAGCCUCUUUUAUCUUCUGUGGGUAAUGUGAAGAUAAUGCAGAUGCAGUUGUAUGCAUUUUGCCAAAAUCCUUCAGGGUAGUAGAAAUAAAGUGACAAAGCUGUUAUUUAAUUUCAUUUUCAAGUACAAAACAGAUCACCCAUGAGAGCUGUCCGGAAAUAUAUAGACCAGUGAUGGCGAACCUUUUAGAGACCGAGUGCCCAAGCUGUGACCCAAAACCCAC
This is a messenger RNA of Gekko japonicus, 3493 nucleotides long. RefSeq names its product peptidase M20 domain containing 2 (gene PM20D2). Gene Ontology annotation, molecular function: dipeptidase activity. The transcript is spliced from 7 exons. The coding region runs from base 1 to 1134 and encodes 377 amino acids. The record is from RefSeq and is a predicted model, not a curated record. NCBI's taxonomy places the organism in Eukaryota, Metazoa, Chordata, Lepidosauria, Squamata, Gekkonidae.